Rhagoletis zephyria (snowberry fruit fly) is the source of this 4876-nucleotide messenger RNA. RefSeq names its product putative mediator of RNA polymerase II transcription subunit 26. NCBI's taxonomy places the organism in Eukaryota, Metazoa, Arthropoda, Insecta, Diptera, Tephritidae. Gene Ontology annotation, molecular function: protein binding. The record is from RefSeq and is a predicted model, not a curated record. Gene Ontology annotation, biological process: regulation of transcription by RNA polymerase II. Gene Ontology annotation, cellular component: nucleus.
CUCAUUUCUAAAUAAUUUUUUUUAAAAGUGCGAACUAAAACCUUAAAAAAAAACUUUUUAUACUAAUCGCUAGUGAUACAGCAAAGUUGUGCUGGAAAAAAAAAUUGUAUACAUUUAAAAAAAAUAUUUCUCCACAAAAAUUCGAAAAUGUCGCUGACUUGAGUUUCUCUGGCGAUGCUGGCCGCUAUUAAAGUGAAUUGAAGAAGAGGAAGAAAAAAACUCAGAAAGGCAUAUAGAAAUCAGCCAGCCAAUAAAUUCCAUACUGAAUACUUUUGUAUAUGCGUACAAGUGUGUGCGUGCGGCUGUAUGUAGAUACAUAUGUUUUAGAAAUGCGCGUACAAGUUGUGUGUGUGUGUGGACGCCUGUUAGCAGCAACAACAACAACAUAACCAGCACCAAUACAACAAGCGCCACAGCAACAGCGCGAAAGAAAAACACCAACAGCAAGAGCAACAGCAACAACAAUAAAAACUAGUAAACGAAAAGUGAAAGUGUGAAUUCUGUUGAGUGCUGGAAAUUUUUCACUUUGCUUUCUAUGGAACAAAUAAAAGAAAAAAAUUUAACAAAGAAAAAAUAUAAAUAUGCCAGGCUGAUUAGUAAAAGCAAGUAAAGGCAAGUGACUAUCAUGAAUAUUUAAAAUUUUAAGUGUAAAAAUUAGAAAAGUUAUAAAAAAAAACUAAAACUGUUCAACUGCUACAUUUGCUUAAAUCUCAAAAACUGGAUACUUUCAAGGAUUUUGUAAAAAAAAAAACUAAACCAACCACAAAGCCCACAAAGCCAGCACCCAACAGCAGCAUAGUGAAAAUUGUGGAUUAGCCGCGUACAAACACCUGUGUACAUACCUACUCGGACAUACAAACACAAUUUAAUUGAGCAUUUAUCUCAACUUUGUCGUUGUUUUUGGUUUUUUGUUUUUUUGUUUUUUUGGUUUCGUUAGCAAACAUUGCACCAAAAUUCAAAGUAAACAGCAUCCAUGGAUAUGGCCGCCAACGAAAUCAUGGCCGCCAAUGAGAUUAUGGGGUCCAAUGUCAAUGCCAAUUGCCAGUAUUCGACAAGAUAUUGCUGGGAAGCAGAAAAAGUCAAAACGUUAAUCAGAUUGCGAGCGGAACUAUCUCCAUUAUUCACAGGCAAACGCAAUGCCUCCAAAUAUGCAUGGGCGGUCGUCGAGCGCAAGUUAAAUGUUCCGCUACCGCUUUCGAAGAUCAUCAAAAAAUGGAACAAUCUACUACAGGAAUACAAGGCCAUCAAGAUGUCCGAAGAGCCGAAGCGUCGCGAAUGGCCUUUCUUCACCCUCAUGGACGUCUACUUCAGCGAUCAGGUCAACGAUCCUUCGCUGCGUCUAUUCUCCUCCACGAAAACGCUUCGCGAAACCAUCGACGACAGCGUCUUCGAAGAGGAUCCCAUAAUUGUGUCCGCCAUUGAGGCUGCCACUUCGGGAGCAUACAUGGACAUUGAUGAGCUGAUACGGCGCCAGAAAGAGCGCGCCGAGAAGAAGUUUGCGCUGGGUGGCGGCAGCAUUGGCGAUUACAAAUACGACAUCAAACCAAUGCUGCAGAACAGUAAAUUCAACAACAACGAUACGCUGAAGCUCUCGAAGAGCGUCGACGAUCUGAGCAUGCAACAGUACAAAAUCAAGGACGAGCUGAUGCGCCAACACGAGCAGGAACAGCAAGAAAACCUGCUCAAGAUCAAGCAGCACGCGCGCCAACAACAACAGCAGGCACAACAGCAACAGGCCCAACAGCAGGCACAGCGCGAACGCGAACGUGAACGCGAGCGUGAACAGCAAGCGCAACAACAACAGCAACGCUAUUUACACGCUGCGGCUGCUGGCCAACAAGCACAAUUGCCGCCGCCACCAUCGCCACAUGCAGCACAUCGGCUGCCACAGCAACCGACACCACCGCCGGGCCUACAACAUGCCUUACAGCAACAGCAUCAGCACUUGUUACAACAACAUCAACAGCAGCAGCACCAGCAGCAGCAGCACCACCUCCACCAUCAGCAGCAGCAGCAACACCAACAGCGUCAACAACAAUUGCAACAGCAACAACAACAACAGCCACAUCAACAACAACAAUCACAGCAGCAGCAGCAGCAGCAGCAGCCACAACAAUUGUCGCCUUCCAUUACACUACCACCGCCACCCACACCGCCCACCACUGCACAGCAGAUACACAUCCAAACGGCACAACAUCAGGCCACUCAACAACAGUUGCAUUUGCAACAGCAACAACAGCACAAUCCACAUCAUCCCCAACAGCAACAGCAGCCCUACGCCGAUCCCAAUACGAUCGAUCAGUACCUGUUGUCGUGGAACAAUUUCCAUGGCAAUAUGUGUCGCGGCUUCCACACGCUACAGAAGGACGAAAAGAUGGUGGAUGUGACUAUUGCCGCCGGCGGGAAGAUAUUCAAAGCACACAAACUCGUACUAUCCGUUUGCAGUCCAUACUUUCAACAAAUAUUCCUCGAAAAUCCAUCAAGUCAUCCGAUACUUUUAAUGGCCGAUGUAGAAGCUCCACACAUGGCUGGUUUACUAGAUUUUAUGUACAGUGGGCAGGUGAAUGUUAAAUAUGAGGAUCUACCAGUUUUCCUGAAAGUAGCCGAAGCAAUGAAGAUCAAAGGAUUACACACAGAGAAAAAUAUGAAUGACGACAAGGAUGGUGGAUCUUCACAUGAUGGCGACUCGGUGACCACACCAACUGGCCCUGGCACCCACUGUCACUUCGAUCGUUCCACACAUAGCGUUAACAUAACGGGCCACCCCUACGGCCAAUCCCCAUUACAACCUCUGCAACCGCAUCAACAACCGCCAGCACCACCGCCACCACAAUCUGGCGCCCAGGCGACGCUUGAGCAUAGCAUGAAUGGCAAUGGCGGACCACUCUCACCCUCGCCUGGCUAUGCCAGUUUCCGUGAUCACAUCAAGUCUAAGGCCAGUUUUGCCGAAACGUUCAUGAAGAAUCUCAGCCGCAACAACAACAAUAACAGCAGCAUCAGUAAUUACAAUCACUUGGGCAAUUCGUUACCGGAGUCGACCGCAGUGACCCGCAAACCUGAUAAUUUCGCCAUUUUACAAGCGAACAGCAAGAAGAUACUGGACACUUCAAGGAAACCACACAAAUACCUGGCCAAACGUAAAAUACUAAUGCAUUACAAUGAGGAAAUGAAUGAGAAGCGCCGCAAGGAGAUGGAUUGCUAUGGCAAUGAGGGCGAUGGCAGCAGCACACCCAUGCCAGAAGUGACACUGGUGGAGCCCACCACAGUAGCAGCAGAACCGUUGGGUCUGACUUCAGCUAUCUCAGUGAGCGCUAUCGGUAAUAGCGGAAGCAACAACUACAAAAUACGACUCAUGGAAAAACAUCAGAAUGACACUGCAGCAGCAGCAGCCGCCGCCGCCGCCGCCGCCAUUUCUGCUAAUGCAACAAAAAAGAACGACAACAAUGGCAAUACCACUAACGACAACAAGGAGUCAAAUACGCAUAAAGAGCCUAAGCCGAUGGAAGAGGAAGCAACAGAAGCGUUGAAUCUCGUACAAACGAAUACCAGUUCAGGUGGAGCACACGAUGGCCAGCGAAAAAACAUAGCCGAGGCGGAUGCGAGCGCCAAGGAGGAGCCAACUGCAGCCACGAUCAUACCGCUCGUGCCGCUUAUCAACAUCAAGGUGGAACAACCGGAUUUGAGCUAUAACAUGGGGAACAAUAUUGGCAGCGGUCUCAGCAGUGGGACGAGCAGCAGCGGUUGCAGUAUUGGCGGUCGCAGCAGUAUGAGCACCUCCGAUGAGGAGGAAUUAGAGCGCGAACGUGAGCGGGAACGAGAACGAGAACUUGGAAGGGCAUUGGAAAGAGAAAGGGAGCACGAAUGCGAAAGAGAACUUGAGCGGCUGAGAGAACGUGAACGCGAUCGGGAACACAGCCAACAAUAUCACGCUGAGUACAACAACGACAAAGGCAUGGAAACAGAUUCGAAUAACAACAACAGCAAGGAGACGACCAAUUUGAAUAAGAAUGCGGCGCUCAUACACGCCAUCACACGCAAUUUGGAGCAUCCGAAAAGUGACAACAACAACAAUCACACAGAAUUGGAUCUGAGUAAUACGCAUUUGGGGAGUUUGGGUUUAGUGGCGGGCCUAAACGAUAACGAAACUGUAAAGAAUAUAGCGACAGCGGAAAUUUUGUGCGGCCUAAAGAGUAAAGUUUUCAAAAUGGAGAAACUAGAUGAUGAGCGGGAACGAGAACGUGAGAAUUGUCGAAAUUUGAGUGAGAUAAAAAAUGCCGGCGAUUGACAAAUGAGCGCGUUGAGACGCACCGCGCAUUGAGUGGGAGUUGGAAAAGAAGUAGGGUGGGAAUAGCGGUUUAAUAGAGUAUGCAAAAUGCGUACGAAGCAAUCAAACAACCCGGGCAGCUUUAGUAGCUAAAAAAGGGUGGGUCUGAUGAAAACUAAAUUGUUGAAACUUUCUUUUGCAGAAAAUUUAAUUGAGUAGCCAAAACGCGGGGCGGAGCGUUUUAUUUUAUAUAGUUCAUAUGUUGAAGUGCAUUUGUUUUAUUUUUUAUAAUUUUUGUUUAAUUUAUAGUUAUUUAUUUUUACAUUUAUGCAUACAUACAUACAUAUUUUUAUUUAAUCCAUUAACUUAGUAGGUACGCAUGUGUAGGUACAUAGAAGUAGAAGCAACACUUUAAAUAAUUUAAGUUAAAACUAAAAAUUAGAGUUAAGAAAAAAGUAAAAAUCAUUGAUGCAAAGCGAAAAACCGGGGCAAUGAGAAGUUAAAAAAUCAAAUCGGUUUCUAAGAAUUACGAUUUCGGAAGCAGACAAAUGAAAAAGUAAAAUAAAAUUAAGAUUCUUAAACAACAAAGUCUCGAAAAUAAAUAUAUUUUUA